Molecule: messenger RNA, 585 nt
Organism: Schistocerca gregaria
Lineage: Eukaryota; Metazoa; Arthropoda; Insecta; Orthoptera; Acrididae
Exons: 3
Coding region: 1-585 (194 amino acids)
Source: RefSeq, a predicted model, not a curated record
AUGAAGCAACAGCAGCAGCAGAAGUGGCUUCAAGGCCACGCUGACACGUCGCCCCAGCUGUGGGCCGCUAGACGGAGCACGCGCGUGUGGCGGCGGCCUAGGGAACCAGCAGGUGUCCUAGCAGCGGCGGCCGCGACUACACAAGCAGGCGGCAGAGCUGCGGCCGUUACCUGCAGUGGACUAGAAGGGACCCCGGCACCUGCUGCGAGCGCGCGCGGCGUGUCGGUGGCCGUGUUGUGUGGCCAGGCGGCGGCGAGCUCGUCUGAGCGGGCACUGGCUGGCGGCGGGCAGGCGGCGCCGCGCUUCGCAGCAUCCGCGGUCGAUACAGCCGGCCGGCCCGCCACACUCGCCGAGGCGCGCGCGCGCCCUAGCGCCGGGGGCAGGCAGCAGGCGGCGGGCUGCGGGCUGCGGCUGCCGCCCCCGCGUUCGCGGCUCACUGGAGCAACUGACAGCCCACCCUUUGACCUGCGCAGCUUCCGAAGGCGCGACACCACAGCCCUGCCUGGCUCUGCCAGGUGCCGCGGCCGCCGCCUCUUGCCGUGGUGGCGCGUGUGUGCUGGACCUCUACAGGCUGACUUUUGCUAA